AUGGCUGAAAUCAAGACCACUAUUCCCAGGGGCUCUUGGGUAUUGGUGACUGGUGCAAGUGGCUUUGUAGCCUCCCACGUUGUCAAAGAGUUUCUCCAGCGUGGUUACAAAGUCAGAGGCACCGUUCGUGACCUGGCUAAAUAUUCCUGGCUUGUUCAGGAUCUCUUCAAGACGGACGCAGACAAGAGCAAUCUCGAGAUUGUCCAAGUACCUGAUCUGGCCGCAGAACAUGCAUUUGACGAGGCUGUCAAGGGUGUAUCUGCCAUUAUCCACGUCGCGACAAUCGGCUUCUAUCCCAACCCCAACAAUGUGAUACCGAAAGUCGUCGCAGGUACCAGGUCACUCUUGGAAGUUGCCAUAAAAGAGCCGUCGGUGCAGCAAUUUGUGUACACCUCGUCCAUUGCUGCUAUGAUUUCGCCCCAACUAGACGACGCUACUCAACUCACUGCAGAUACUUGGAAUGACGAAGCAGUGAGUCAAGCUUGGGCACCUCCUCCAUACGAGCGUAGUCGUGCUUGGCCUGUGUACGCAGCGAGCAAGACACUAGCUGAGAAGGCGGUUUGGGAAUUUGUCAAUGAGAAACACCCUAAGUUCACAGUGAAUACCGUCGUACCGGCAGCGGUCUUUGGCGAGUGCCUGAGUAAAACCCACGCUGAACUUGGCCAUAUGUGGCCGAGAAUUCUAUACGAAGGCAACCCUGAUGCAGUUGCAGGAGUCCUUGCAAUGCCCGGCACUAUACAACACAACGUCAAAGACUGUGCUAUACUUCACUUGGCGGCAGUACUAGAUCCUGAUGUCAAAAACGCGCGCCUCAUUGGCUGGGGGCAGUCCUGCACCUGGAACGACAUCCUAGCCAUUAUGCGGAAACUCUGUCCCAAUCGCAAGUUCCUUGAUGAAGUUCCUGGUCUUGACAAAUAUAAAAUAACUGCAGAUGAUGAACAAUCUCUUGCAAUUCUGAAAAGGUGGACUGGACAGUACGGGUGGACUUCUUUGGAGGAGUCAAUUGCUCAACAUCUACCUACCAUUGUGACGUGGUAUCCGUAG
Molecule: messenger RNA, 1044 nt
Organism: Talaromyces marneffei
Lineage: Eukaryota; Fungi; Ascomycota; Eurotiomycetes; Eurotiales; Trichocomaceae
Exons: 2
Coding region: 1-1044 (347 amino acids)
Biological process (GO): steroid biosynthetic process
Molecular function (GO): 3-beta-hydroxy-Delta5-steroid dehydrogenase (NAD+) activity
Source: RefSeq, a predicted model, not a curated record